Quercus robur (English oak) is the source of this 1580-nucleotide messenger RNA. Its product is annotated as CMP-sialic acid transporter 1. Gene Ontology annotation, biological process: pyrimidine nucleotide-sugar transmembrane transport. The record is from RefSeq and is a predicted model, not a curated record. The transcript has 8 exons. Gene Ontology annotation, molecular function: pyrimidine nucleotide-sugar transmembrane transporter activity. The coding region runs from base 137 to 1147 and encodes 336 amino acids. NCBI's taxonomy places the organism in Eukaryota, Viridiplantae, Streptophyta, Magnoliopsida, Fagales, Fagaceae. Gene Ontology annotation, cellular component: Golgi membrane.
AAACAAAAAAGAAACAGUAAAAAAUCAGAGCCCAAGUCCUAACUGAAAGUCUGAACUCACAAGCUAACUGGGCAAAUUUCAAAAAACCCAGAUUACAACUGCGUCACAUGCGAUCACCGCUCCUCCGUAGAAGACGAUGCAGUGGUACUUCGUAGCCGCGCUCCUCACCAUUCUCACCAGCUCUCAGGGAAUUUUGACAACUCUAUCUCAAAGUAAUGGACACUAUACCUAUGACUACGGAACCGUUCCAUUUCUAGCAGAAUUGUUUAAGCUAGUGGUUUCUAGUUUACUUCUAUGGCGGGAGCGCCGGGUAUUACCAUCUACAAGGAUGACUACAGAAUGGAAAAGCGUGCGCUUGUUUGUGAUCCCUUCGGUUAUAUAUCUAUUUCAUAACAAUGUUCAAUUCGCAACAUUGACUUAUGUGGACACAUCCACAUAUCAAAUCAUGGGUAAUUUGAAGAUUGUCACCACUGGCAUAUUGUUCAGGAUAUUCCUGAGAAGGAAGCUGUCGAAUCUACGGUGGAUGGCUAUUGUUUUGUUAGCCAUUGGAACAACCACAAGCCAGAUUAAAGGUUGUGGAGAAGCUUCAUGUGACUCUCUGUUCUCAGCACCAAUCCAAGGAUACAUGUUAGGAAUCCUAUCAGCCUGUCUAUCAGCAUUGGCAGGUGUAUACACAGAGUUUCUGAUGAAGAAGAACAAUGAUAGCUUGUAUUGGCAGAAUGUACAAUUAUAUACGUUUGGUGUGAUUUUCAAUAUGGCACGGCUUCUUGUGGAUGAUUUCAGAAGUGGAUUUGAGAGAGGUCCUUGGUGGAGCCGAAUUUUCAAUGGAUAUAGUCUUACAACUUGGAUGGUGAUAUUAAACCUUGGAUCCACGGGCUUGCUAGUGUCAUGGUUGAUGAAGUAUGCUGACAACAUUGUGAAGGUGUAUUCCACAUCAAUGGCCAUGCUGCUUACAACGGUUAUCUCUGUAUACCUUUUCAGUUUCAAGCCUACACUGCAGCUGUUCUUGGGUAUCAUUGUCUGUAUGAUGUCACUACACAUGUAUUUUGCCCCUCCAAACAUGCUGGUGGAUAUGCCAUCACCCACUAAAGCAGCUCCUGAAAAUCUAAAAGAAAUUUCUGUUGAACGAAAAACAGAUACUUCAUGAUUGUCUCGUUCAGGGAAACUAAUGAUUUUAUCAGGUGCCUAGUGGAAGUUGCACCUAACUUGAUGCAAUGCUGCAACUAGAAUAUAAUAGAGAGGGGGAUGUCACAAUAUCCGUGGAGAAUCAUCUGUAGCUGGAAUCAGAACCAUCAUGUAGUCUCCCUCAUCCGGGUUCUUCAUUGCUGUCAAAGACAACUAUUCCCUCACUAACAGUUACUCUCCCAAAGUUGUGAGAGAACAAAUUAAAUCCAUUGUUUGUAUGAAUAUACUGACAUGUAGAUUGUUCUCUUAAAUUCUUUUAGGAAUAUGUACUGGAUAUACUUCAUCAAAAACGUGUUCCACCUGUGUUGUUUUUUUAAUAUUUGACAGAGAAUGGCAACAAGAAAGUUUUGAGAAUCAGAAUCUCUGAAUCAAAAUAUUCUUUGGUUCUGCUUUGU